Molecule: messenger RNA, 2040 nt
Organism: Penicillium longicatenatum
Lineage: Eukaryota; Fungi; Ascomycota; Eurotiomycetes; Eurotiales; Aspergillaceae
Product: glycoside hydrolase family 15 protein
Exons: 3
Coding region: 1-2040 (679 amino acids)
Biological process (GO): carbohydrate metabolic process
Molecular function (GO): hydrolase activity, hydrolyzing O-glycosyl compounds
Source: RefSeq, a predicted model, not a curated record
AUGACAGAGUACACGUAUAAUGCCAUUGAGGAUUAUGGUCUGAUUGGCGAUAUGCACACCUGUGCUUUGGUGAGCAAGGGCGGCAGCAUGGAUUACAUGUGCUGGCCGGUAUUUGAUUCCCCUUCAGUCUUUUGUCGUCUUCUAGAUGAAAAGAAAGGAGGUUUCUGGUCUAUCGAGCCACACAAAACAGUGGUCGAACACCACAGCAAGCAACGAUAUCUGCCGUAUUCGAAUAUAUUGGAAACUCGCUGGACCAAUGAUGGUGGUGUUGUGACAAUGCUGGAUUAUUUCCCAGUCACGCCCAAGAAGAAUGCUCAGUCAGGCCGACUGCUGGGAGGAUACUGUCCAUGCAACGACCCCGGUACCAACCGCUUUAAGUCAGGACUGCAGCAUUCGGGCGUGAUCAGGAAACUUGAGUGCGGUCGUGGAUCAAUGGAGCUGCAGAUAGAGCUCUUUCCUGCUUUCAACUAUGCCAGAGAUGCACACAACACCCGUGCGAAAUUGGAAAAUGACAUGUUCAAGCAUCGACUGCAGACGAUGCACUUUGAGAGUCUGACAGAGCGGCUGCAGCUCGAAAUCUUCGCGGAUAGCCGGGAGCCAGAGAAGCUCGGAUACCCAAAGGCUAACAUGACUUUGGAAGAGCGACCAGGCUUGCAGGGCCGUGGGCUGGUGGCCCGGAUCCAUUUGUCUGAGGGACAGACUCUGCACUUUGUUCUGCACAGCCCCGAGAAGGCGGUGCCCAAUUCCGCCAUGAUGGCUGCAUACCUGGGCAGGAUGGAGGAGGAAACAUCGGAUUAUUGGACAGAUUGGACUCGCAAGUGCGAGUUUCGGGGCCACUAUCGAGAGACAGUGGAGCGCAGCUUGUUGAUUCUGAAGCUCCUCACCUACAAGCCCACAGGCGCAAUUGUCGCUGCGCCCACAUUUGCACUUCCAGAAAAUGUGGGCGGCUCUCGAAAUUGGGAUUACCGCUAUUCUUGGGUGCGAGACACGGCUUUUACCCUGUAUGUCUUUUUGAAGAUGGGAUACAGCCGCGAGGCGGAAGCCUAUGUGACCUUUAUCUUCGAGCGGAUUCUCCCGCAUGCGGCUCAGGAUGUUGUUCCGGGAAGCAAACGCCCUUUUCUUCCGCUCAUGUUCACUAUCAGAGGCGAGUACGACAUUCCCGAAGUGGAGCUGGAACAUCUCGAUGGGUACAGGGGGAGCAAGCCAGUCCGCAUUGGCAACGCUGCUGUCUUCCACACUCAGUUGGACAUUUACGGCGAGCUCCUGGACAGCAUCUAUCUAUACAAUAAGCAUGGAAAUCCCAUCACUUACGACCAGUGGGCUUCAAUUCGACGCAUGGUUAACUAUGUGGUCAGUAUGCGAGACCAAAAAGAUAUGUCAAUUUGGGAAUCUCGUGGCCAGGUCCAGAAUUUUAUUUAUUCCAAGGUUAUGAUGUGGGUGGCAUUAGACCGCGGCAUUCGUCUUGCAGAGAAACGAUCUAGUCUGCCAUGUCCUGACCGAUUCAGAUGGAUUCAGGAUCGCGACGAGCUUUAUGAUGAGAUUAUGACCCGAGGGUUCAAUACUGAACGCCAGCACUUCUGCCAGAGCUACGAAAACCCUGACGUCCUUGAUGCGUCCAUUUUGAUUGCCCCCUUGGUCUUCUUCGUGGCGCCGAAUGAUCCGCGUUUCAUCAAUACCCUGAAAAGGAUUCUGCAAAAUGAAGAGAAGGAGGGUCUCUGCAGUGCCAAGAUGGUGUUCCGAUACGACCAUGAGAAGGCCAAUGACGGUGUGGGCGGAGGCGAAGGUGCUUUUAUUAUGGUUACCUUCUGGCUUGUUGAGGCCAUGGCCCGAGCUGCCCAAUACGAUGUUCCGAUUCCCAACAUCUGGAAGCUGGCGCUCUCCCACUUCGACAAUAUCCUGUCAUACUCAAACCACUUGGGGAUGUUCUCGGAAGAAGUGGCCAUCUCAGGCGAGCAGAUGGGCAACACUCCUCAAGCAUUCAGUCACUUGGCAUGCAUUAGUGCAGCCAUGAAUCUGGAGAAAUUGGGUCGCGAUGAAUAA